Messenger RNA from Trichomycterus rosablanca, 3629 nucleotides. RefSeq names its product NACHT, LRR and PYD domains-containing protein 3-like. Bases 192 to 3629 code for a protein of 1145 amino acids. Gene Ontology annotation, molecular function: protein binding. Gene Ontology annotation, biological process: intracellular signal transduction. The transcript has 14 exons. NCBI's taxonomy places the organism in Eukaryota, Metazoa, Chordata, Actinopteri, Siluriformes, Trichomycteridae. The record is from RefSeq and is a predicted model, not a curated record.
UCCGGUUAUAGAUGAAAGUGAAAGUAGCUGCGAUGUUUAGUAGAGAGAGGAGUUUAAUGUUGUUAAAGGUGGUUAAAGGUGUUUAAAUAUUUAAUAUGUGAACUGUAUGAAUCUACACUUUAUAUAAAAAGGGAGUUUUGUUGUACUGCAGUGUUUUUGUGAGCAGCUUUAAAGCUUCAGUCUGUAAGAACAUGAGCUCCGACAUGAAUCUCCCCGAAGAAGCGAAGAAAAACAAAAAUCUGAUUCAGGGUGAGAGAUCAGAAUCACCUGAACCCAGCUGUGUGUCCAUGAAGAGUGAUUGGUCAAUAUUAGAGCCACCAAUGUUCAGUAACAGAGAGCGUUCUACUGAUCUGAGUCUGAUUCAGAGUGAGAGAUCAGAAUCACCUGAUCCCAGCAGUGUGUCCAUGAAGAGUGAUUGGUCAAUAAUAGAGCCACCAAUGUUCAGUAACAGAGAGCGUUCUACUGAUCUGAGUCUGAUUCAGAGUGAGAGAUCAGAAUCACCUGAUCCCAGCAGUGUGUCCAUGAAGAGUGAUUGGUCAAUAAUAGAGCCACCAAUGUUCAGUAACAGAGAGCGUUCUACUGAUCUGAGUCUGAUUCAGAGUGAGAGAUCAGAAUCACCUGAUCCCAGCAGUGUGUCCAUGAAGAGUGAUCAGUCAAUAAUAGAGCCACCAAUGUUCAGUAACAGAGAGCGUUCUACUGAUCUGAGAAACCAAGAGAAAAUAAAGAAAUCUGAAGUAAGCAGCAGAAAUAAGUUGGAUUCCAUUUUUAAGGAGCUGGAGCAGAAAGUCUUUACUCUGUUAAAAAAUGAGCUGAAUAACUAUAAGAAGAUACUGAGUCCAGAGGUGAAGGAUGAGGAGGAUCAAUAUUGUUUCAGAGAGGAGGUACUGAAGAUCACACUACAUGUCCUGAAGAAGAUGAACCAGACAGAUUUAGCCAACACACUGCAGACCAAGCUGGUCUCUGUUUAUCAGAAGAACCUCAAAACCAAACUGAUAGAGAAAUAUAAAAGAAUUAAUGAAGGAAUCUCACAGCAUGGAUCAUCAGUUCUCCUGGAUCAGAUCUACACUGAGCUCUACAUCACAGAGGGUUCGAGUGGAGACGUCAAUACUGAACAUGAGGUGAGACAGAUUGAAACGACAUCCAGGAGACCAACAACACAGGAGAAACCCAUCAAAUGUAAUGACCUCUUUAAAGACACGUCCAUCAGAACUGUGCUGACUAAAGGAGUUGCUGGAAUUGGAAAAACAGUCUCUGUGCAGAAGUUCAUUCUGGACUGGGCUGAAGGAAAAGCCAAUCAGGAUGUUCUCUUCAUGUUCCCACUUCCCUUUAGAGAGCUGAAUCUGAUGAAGGAGAAACAUCUCAGUCUGAUGGAGCUUCUUCAGUAUUUUUUUCCAGAAUUUAAAAGAAUAAAAUCAAUAAACUGCAGCACCUACAAGAUCAUUUUCAUCUUUGAUGGUCUGGAUGAGUGUCGACUUCCUCUAAACUUCCAGAACAAUGAGACUGUGUGGGAUGUAACAGAAUCAGCCUCAGUGGAUGUGCUGCUGACAAACCUCAUCAAGGGGAACCUGCUUCCCUCUGCUCUCCUCUGGAUCACCUCUCGACCAGCUGCAGCCAAUCAGAUCCCUCCUGAGUGUGUAGGCCAGGUAACAGAGGUACGAGGGUUCAGUGAUCCUCAGAAAGAGGAGUACUUCAGGAAGAGGAUCAGUGAUGAGGACCUGGCCAGUAGAAUCAUCAAACACAUGAAGUCAUCAAGAAGCCUCUACAUCAUGUGUCACAUUCCAGUCUUCUGCUGGAUUUCAGCCUCUGUUCUAGAGGGAAUGCUGGGUGAAGCAGAGGGUGGAGAGAUCCCCAAAACUCUGACUCAAAUGUUCACCCACUUCCUGAUCUUUCAGAUCAAACACAAGGAACAGAAGUAUCAUGGGAAAUGUGACCCUGACCCUCAUCAGACCAGAGAGACGAUACUGGCACUGGGAAAACUGGCUUUCCAACAGCUGGAGCAAGGAAACCUGAUCUUCUAUGAAGAAGACCUGAGAGAGUGUGGUAUUGAUGUCAGAGAAGUGUCAGUGUACUCAGGAGUGUGCACCCAGAUCUUCAGAGAGGAGUUUGGGUUACACCUGGGGAAGGUCUUCAGCUUUGUUCAUCUGAGCGUCCAGGAGUUUCUGGCUGCUUUAUUUGCAUUUAUCUGCUUCAUCAGCAAAAAUCCAACAGAACAACAAACCACUGAUCUGUCUGAUCUGUUCACCAAGUCCAGCAUGUCUGAUUUCCUCAAGAAUGCAGUGGACAAGGCCUUACAGAGUGAGAAUGGACACCUUGACCUUUUCCUUCGCUUCCUUCUGGGUCUCUCACUGGAGUCCAAUCAGACUCUCUUACGAGACCUACUGACACAGACAGGAAGUAGAUCUCAUAGUAAACAGGAAGCUGUGGAAUACAUCAAGGAGAAGAUCAGGGAGAAUCCCUCACCAGAGAAAUCCAUCAAUCUGUUCCACUGUCUGAAUGAACUGAACGAUCAUUCUCUAGUGCAGGAGGUCCAGACUUACCUGAACAGAAUAAAACCUGGUUAUGUAUUUAAUGAUCCUGGUUGUCUCAGUGGAAUCAGUCUCUCUCCUGCUCAGUGGUCAGCUCUGGUGUUUGUGUUACUGAACUCAGUAGAAGAUCUGAAGGAGUUUGAUUUGAGUAAAUAUAACAGAUCAGAGGAAGGUCUUCUGAAGCUGCUGCCAGUGGUGAAAGAAUCCAGAAGAGCUGAGUUGAAACAUUGUUCUCUAACAGGUGAAAGUUGUGCAGCUCUGUCCUCAGUUCUCAGUUCAAACUCCAACAAUCUGAGAGAUCUGAACCUGAGUAACAAUAAGCUGCAGGAUUCAGGAGUGAAGCUGCUCUCUGCUGCACUGAAGAAUCCACACUGUACACUGGAGAUACUGGGGUUGGAUAAUUGUUCUCUAACAGGUGAAAGUUGUGCAGCUCUGUCCUCAGUUCUCAGUUCAAACUCCAACAAUCUGAGAGAUCUGAACCUGAGUUACAAUAAGCUGCAGGAUUCAGGAGUGAAGCUGCUCUCUGCUGCACUGAAGAAUCCACACUGUACACUGGAGAUACUGAGGUUGGAUCGUUGUUCUCUAACAGGUGAAAGUUGUGCAGCUCUGUCCUCAGUUCUCAGUUCAAACUCCAACAAUCUGAGAGAUCUGAACCUGAGUCACAAUAAGCUGCAGGAUUCAGGAGUGAAGCUGCUCUCUGCUGCACUGAAGAAUCCACACUGUACACUGGAGAUACUGAGGUUGGAUCGUUGUUCUCUAACAGGUGAAAGUUGUGCAGCUCUGUCCUCAGUUCUCAGUUCAAACUCCAACAAUCUGAGAGAUCUGAACCUGAGUCACAAUAAGCUGCAGGAUUCAGGAGUGAAGCUGCUCUCUGCUGCACUGAAGAAUCCACACUGUACACUGGAGAUACUGAGGUUGGAUGAUUGUUCUCUAACAGGUGAAAGUUGUGCAGCUCUGUCCUCAGUUCUCAGUUCAAACUCCAACAAUCUGAGAGAUCUGAACCUGAGUUACAAUAAGCUGCAGGAUUCAGGAGUGAAGCUGCUCUCUGCUGCACUGAAUAAUCCACACUGUACACUGGAGAUACGUUGGAUGGUUGUUCUCUAA